CGCAAUUGCAAGAAGUCUGGUCAUAACGCCAACGAAUGCCCGGAGCCUCGCUCUGCUGAGGGCGUCGAAUGCCGUCGCUGUCAUGAAACAGGCCACUUCUCCAAAGACUGUCCGAACUUUGAGGCAGCCCCUCGCGGAUGCCGCAAGUAUGUAUCUCGUCCGUCUCUUUCUUUGCUCUUGUACUAACCUUCUCUUAGUUGCGGCGAGGAAGGCCACAUGUCCAAGGAGUGCGACAAGCCGCGCAACCCGGACAACGUGACGUGCCGCAACUGCGAGAAGAUGGGUCACUUUUCGCGUGACUGCCCUGAGCCCAAGGAUUGGUCAAAGGUCAAGUGUGGCAACUGCGGAGAGA
Molecule: messenger RNA, 352 nt
Organism: Mytilinidion resinicola
Lineage: Eukaryota; Fungi; Ascomycota; Dothideomycetes; Mytilinidiales; Mytilinidiaceae
Exons: 1
Coding region: 83-259 (58 amino acids)
Source: RefSeq, a predicted model, not a curated record